Lampris incognitus (smalleye Pacific opah) is the source of this 4943-nucleotide messenger RNA. RefSeq names its product kinesin family member C3 (gene kifc3). NCBI's taxonomy places the organism in Eukaryota, Metazoa, Chordata, Actinopteri, Lampriformes, Lampridae. The record is from RefSeq and is a predicted model, not a curated record. Gene Ontology annotation, biological process: microtubule-based movement. The transcript is spliced from 22 exons. Gene Ontology annotation, molecular function: microtubule binding; microtubule motor activity; ATP binding. Bases 484 to 3267 code for a protein of 927 amino acids.
GAGCAGGGUACCGAACCGCUUUUCUAUUAAUGGACGCAAUGAAGAUGAGAAGUGAGGGCGCCCCACGACACUCGACCUUUCUGGAUUUUGUUUUACCCCCCUCUUUCUCUCUCUUUCAAUGGAUAAAUCUCAGGGUGACAUACGUUUCACGUGUCUAGCGUUGUCUGGGCCAGGCGUACGUCACUAAAACUCAUCAAACUUUUCAGCUGUUCGGCUCCAGAUAAGUUGCAGUACGUCGGGCACGCGGCAGCCCCUGGCUUUGCAGACAGGACGUGAUUUAUCAACAGCUGUACACAACGGGAAGCUUCUGCGAUCCAUUCAAGUUCUACUUUUUAUCUAAACUUUUUCCCCCCCUGUAUGGUUUUAUUUUUGUAUUUAAAUUGGCGGAAAACUUGAACGUUUCAGCAGCAAGAAGAGGCGGAGGUUUUGCGCUCUGGACCAAAGCCGGUCCAGCGGUCCAGUGCUCUGCUCAGCCCUGCGGUCAUGUUUGGCUCACGAAAGACUUGGGAUCUUGGCCACGCCCCCUGCCUGCAGGAGCUCUGGAAGAAAGACGUCUCAUUGGAUGCAAGCUCAGUGGACUUCCCGAUGAGUGAUGGUGAGGAAGAUGGCACCUACCUGUCGCUGCCCACAAGAGUCUUUUCACAGCGCCCCUCUCUGACCUCUGACCCCUCACAAACCAAUCCUCCUAGCCAGCAAUUACUUAUACAGACUCUCCAGGCUCGUCUGGAUGGUGAAGAGGUUUCUCGACAUCUGCUGCUCCAGAGACUGCAGCAGAGUCACGAGCAGAAGUCAAGUGUGGUCCACGUGUUGCAGGAGGAGCUGGUCUCUGAUCAGUCCAACGGUGUGUGUUCAGGUUUGAGGCUGGUCCAAAGCCUGGCCGAGCCACAGGACCAGAAGAGGCCAAGUGAGCGAGCUGCUGAGUGUCUUGGAUGUCCAGAGGGAGAGCAGCUCAUCUGUCAGCUGCGCACACAGGUAGAGGAACUGGAGGAAAAGCUGCUUGACCAGACCCAAGAGGUGGAGAGACUGCGCUCUGAGCUGGGGGCGACAGAUCUGGAGAAGCACCUGGAGCUGCUGGUGGUUGAGAAUGAGCGGCUGAAGCAGGAGCUGAAGUCAUGCAAGACCACACUGCUUCAUACGCAGGGGUCUCCAGAGGCCUCCGCCUGCGCUGACUGUCCCCACAGCCAGGAUGUGGAGGCCCUGCGUGGAGAGGUGUCUCGCUGGGAGAGCCAGGCCAGACAGAGGGAGAGGAGGCUGGCUGAGCUGGAGCGUGAGCUCCACGAAAAGGCCUCCAAGAUGGAAGCCCUCAACCGACAGCUGGAGGAGUCGACGCACCAGCUCAGGGAGAGCCAGAGGCAGCUGGAUGAGUCAAAGCAUCAGCAGGGGGAGGUGGAGCAGAGACUUAGGCUCCGACUGCGGGAUUGUGAGGAGCAGCUGACCCAGCAGGCAGUGGCGCGCUCAACUGUCAAGUAUGUAACUCAGACGGUGGAGGUGCAGUCUGCUGAGCGUCAGAAGGCACUGUCUGAGGCCCAGGCCAGGAAUGCCGCCCUGCAGGAGCAGCUGGUAUUACAACGGCAGCUCCUCCGAGAGCUGGAAACACAGCUGCACGAAUCCCAAAGGACCUGCGCUCAGCUACGAACACAGAUCCUGGUGUACGAAGGGGAGAUGGAGAGGGCCCAGGGCCAGCUGGAGGCCGAGAUGCAGAACCUGGAGGAGGAGAAGAACCGUGUGAUCGAGGAGGCUUUCAUCAGAGCUGAGAGUGAGAUGAAAGCGGUGCACGAGAACUUAGCAGGUGUUCGUAUAAACCUGCUGACGUUGCAACCUGCCCUGCGCACCCUAACCUGUGAUUAUAACUGUCUGAAGAGACAAGUGCAGGACUUCCCCUUCAUGCUGGACAAAGCCAUCGCAGAGGCCAAGCAAGAGAUUUGCCAGGUGAUAAGUGAGGUAAGCAGUACCAAUCAGGAGCUUCUGCGUAAAUACAAGAGAGAGAUGAACCUGAGGAAGAAAUGCCACAAUGAAUUGGUACGCCUCAAAGGUAACAUCAGAGUGUUCUGCCGUGUUCGGCCAGUCAGCCCGGAGGAGCAGGACUCUGCUGACACUAAAAGCAUGGUCAGUUUUGACCCGGAGGACGACGCAGUCUUCUACCUCUCCAACAAGGGCAAAGUAAUGACUUUUGAACUCGACAAAGUGUUCCCUCCUCAGGCUACACAGGAAGAGGUCUUUCAGGAGGUCCAGUCCUUGGUGACGUCCUGCAUUGAUGGAUUUAACGUUUGCAUCUUUGCCUAUGGACAGACGGGCUCAGGAAAGACUUACACCAUGGAGGGUGUGACUGGGGACCCCGGCAUCAAUCAGCGGGCUCUCCGACUCCUCUUUUCUGAGGUGACAGAGAAAGCACCUGACUGGGACUACAAGAUCACAGUCAGCAUGGUGGAGAUUUACAACGAGACCUUACGAAACCUGUUGGGCGACAACCCAAAUGAGAAGCUGGACAUUAAAAUGAACCCUGAUGGCAGCGGGCAGCUGUAUGUCCCGGGGCUGACGGAGUACAACGUCCAGAGCCCAGAGGACAUCAAAAAGGUGUUUGACCUGGGUCACAUGAACAGGGCAACGGCCUGCACCAACUUGAACGAACACAGCUCUCGCUCGCACGCGCUCCUGAUCAUCACCGUGGCUGGCUUCAACUCUGCCACUGGGCACAGCACACAAGGAAAGCUGAACUUGGUAGACCUGGCUGGCUCGGAGCGCAUCGCCAAGUCCGGAGCAGAGGGCAGCCGCCUGAGGGAAGCUCAGUGCAUCAACAAGUCUCUGUCCGCUCUGGGUGAUGUCAUCAACGCGCUGCGGAGCAAACAUUCCCACGUGCCCUUCAGGAACUCGCGCCUCACCUACCUGCUGCAGGACUCUCUGAACGGAGACAGCAAGACGCUUAUGAUGGUGCAGGUCUCCCCACUGGUCUCCAACAUGAGUGAGUCCGUGUGCUCGCUGAAGUUUGCCCAACGUGUCCGUACCAUCGAGCUGGGUUCUGCCACAUCCCACCGGAGACACGAAAAUUCUUCCACCUCCUCUUCGCCGACCCACGACAGUGUAGAGCUGGACUCACCUCCGGUGACUCCAGUGCCCCUCCCUAUCUCUCGAGCCAGCAGCGCUGGCUCCACCCUGUCCUCCACCUCCCGCACCCCCAGCACACGCAGGAGGUCCCAGUCCCAGCUCUCAACAGACAGACAGGUAGACAGAACCAGCCCAUUGGUGGGGGACAGUGGGCAGGACGACUGAAACUCACAGCCUGAGGGAGCCCUGAUGGAAACAUCUGGAUUAGGUACAGACAAUGAAGCUGCAGCUGUCGGUUGCUGGAUCAUCUGAAAGUGGGCUUUUAAUCAGCACCCUGACUGACCAGCCAAGAUUUUGUUUCUGGGGAAAUCUGCCAGCUUACCUGCCUUUCGCUACCCAUCUCACUCGCCGGCUCAGUUGCUGACAACGACUUGGAGAAUCAUAGGUUGACUUGUGUUUGAUGGAGAACGGACUGAUCAGAACUUUAUGUACAGGCCAAACUAAUCAUUUGCCUCAUCUCCUUGCUGUCUAUCUGAUGGACAGCUGAGACUGGAGGAUAAGUGGCUGAACUUUCCAUAUUUCUCUUUGUAAUUAACUUGAGAGGCCACCUGCAGCAAAAGGAAAAGUUAAAAGGACAAUGACUUUUGUCAAUGGCCAUUUAAGGACUCCUCAAUUGCAGCACUGCCCGAAAAGACCCAAGCAUCCUCUCCCUGUGUGGGCUACAGCCCCAAUGACUGUUGGAUAAGCUGUCUCCAACCCUAAAGUGACAGAACACCGUUAGUGAAGUGCUAUUCUUUCUUUUUUGAUGCUCCCAAAACAACAUAUUCUUUCCAAUCACAGUAUUUCUCAUUUAAGUUGCACUUUAAACUUUCAGGUUGUUUUCUAACCUACAAUUCAAGUUAUGGUUAAUUAUGCAUAACAUGGUAUGUAUUUAAAUGUUGGACAUGCUUUAAUCCGAAGGCUCUCCUGGUUUCCUUACAGUCCUCCUUAUUCAAUCAGGGUACUCCACUGAUACCAUGCUGGGCGUAUUCUGUGCAAUAGGACAAGAGCAAUAUGAGCAAAUAUUCCAAUGUGUAUUUUUUUUUUCUUAGAGUAGAAAUUCUCAAAGGCAAUACACAAUAUCUGCCUCAACACUGCAUGGAAACUUUUUUUUUUAUACAGUGGACAUGAAGCUAGACAUGUACACACAACCUCUCUGCCAGACAGGAAAUGCCAUUCUUGUUGUGGAAAACGGCACCUUGUGAAAGAAGUCACCUCCAGCAUCAGAACAAGGAGAUCUCAAACCCUCAAAAGUUGCAUUUAACCUGGUCUCGGCAUUCACAGAACCAUCGCUGAAUCUGUGUCGAGAAGCAUUUUCACAAUACGGCAGCGAGCUAACUUAGCUAGCAAGUGACACCAGUCCUCAUGCAGAAAACACAUGUAGCCAUUAACCUAGUGCUGAGCUGUGAAACGAGAGGCGUGACAAACCGUCUUGUAAUGCACCAAUGUCAAAUAGGAAUCCGAUCAACAACCGAACUUGUGUCUCCAGUGUUACUAACCUGGAGUUCACUCCAGAUCCAGUAGGAUCAGAGAGAGGAACGUUAACACAUUGGUAGCUGAUCAUUGCUUGCUUGUAGUUUGUUGUAGAUUUCUUAGUCAUGUUUUUGUAAACCCUUUUUAAUAAACACUCCAAACCUAAUGAAUACUAGUUUUUCCAUGUUGACUAUGCAGAACAAAGAAAAAUCCCUUUUUAAAAUCCAGUAAAAGGGACCAGGUUUAAUCGUUUUAAUACUUGGCCCUGAUUAAGGGAUAUUUAAAUUUGUAGCCCUACAUGUGGACAUUAACAUUUAAGGUGGAGUCACCUGUCCCCCUGGAAGACACUGGGUAGAUUAUUGAAUGAGUGCAGCCUCUGAACAUGAUAA